AUAGAAUUUCGUUAAGAAAGGAGGAGAGAGAGCCUUUAAAUUGAUCAGAAGAAAAUGUAAGAGAUAUCUAUGAAAGGUAAUUCGAAUAUAUUAACCAGCUCGACACUAUCUGCUAAUCGGUGAUUUUACGAGCGUGAUAGGAAAUGUCUACACGUUAGUGGAUCUAAAAUCGCGUUUUCGUUCUUCGAAGUCUAAUUUUGUGAAGAUUUAUAACGCCUUUAUCUUGUUCUCUCUAUCUAUAUAUUCUAUCUCUCUAGAUAACACUACAAUUAUCACGAAAAAUCGCCUUCACGUUGUUUAUUUGUACAUUAAUUCGUAAAACAUUAUUAUAAUAUAAAUUUUCUUUUGGAAAUUCUUCCAACACCACGAGAGCGUAGCGCUAAUUUUAAACCAGAAAUGCUGCCAGAAAUGAAUAUCCUCAUCCACGUAAAAUAAUAUUUCCUUCAAAAGUGGAUGUGACAGCGCCUCUUCGUGUCAUAUGAUUUAUUAAGACAAAAAUUAAUUUCUAAUUUGACCGCGAGCAUUCAAAAGUUGCCGUUUGCACCCGAGUGCGUCUAAAAUAGAUAUUAUCGUAGCUAAUGAUGCUCGCCAAAUGCGACAACGCGCAAUAGCUUAGUCGCUUCUCCAACAACAAUAAGAUAUUAUCGAAACUGCACACGAGAGCAAUUACUUGGCGAAUCGUGAAUUAGGCAGGUAUCGCAGGUAUAUGUAGCGACUCCCACGUGUCUCUAGUUGCGGCGGGUUGCGGGGGGCCGCGGUUUCCACGACCCUGGGGAGCGUCGCGACGCUUCGUAUACGUCUCAGUGCGAGGGUGCCGUUCACCAAGAGUGCGCCGCCGGGCCUCGUUCUGCCACUUGUCACCCUUUUCAUCUAUCUCUCCUUCGCGCACUUUAUCGCGCUCUUAGAAGAGUAACGCGAAAGAUCCGGUACUUUCACUUGGGUCAACAUCGCGAGUGCGUCUUGAGAACUUAUACCCGUCCUCGAUCCGAAGUACCAUCGCAAAGGCAAAUUGCGCCACCGAGCUGGCAUCGCGUGGCAUCGCAUGUCUGGAUCAAGCGCAAGUCCGGACGAGCAGAGAUAAUAACCUUCGUGGAGGGACCUUGACGUAUCACCGUCGUGGCACACAUCGCGUAACACAAUCAGUGAACUUGAUAAGCCCAAGGAAGUGAUAAUGCGAGCUUUAUAUAGCUAUUUGGAAUGUAUCGAACUAGAAGAGUAUGAAAAGAAUUUAAGUGUGCGCGACUGUCACGUUAAAGUGGUUGGUCUCGUUCGAUUUCGGUUUAACUGAUGGACUUUCCGUUAUGAUUUCUUCAAGUCUGUCGAGUUGUCAAAGAAUAUCAGCUACGUGAGUGCUUUAGAACUACACGGCAGCAGGAAGUCGGUAAAAGUUAAGUGCACCGACCAUUCGCGCUGCCGGGGUUCACUGUCAGUGCCAUCGCACGAGCGGUUUAAACCCCGACCCCAAUGUCGUCCGACAUUCAACCACGUCGGUUUCUUCUGUGCUCAAGCGCGACGUCAUAUGCCCAAGUUGGCAUUUGUAACGUGUCAAGAUCGUUAUACUCGUAGUACAAUUCGCCAUGAGUUAAACGACUAUCGGCGUGUCCAAAAUCAUACGGAAAAAAAGGGAACAAAAAGAAAGGGAAAAGAGAGAAAGCUCUUAUCGGAGAAACAGCAAAAUCUAACACGAAAUCGCUUAACGAGAUUUAGGAAAGGGCUAAAAAACAAUCGCUAAGUACCCUCGUAUCCCUUUGUGAUCGUCGCGCACCGCCACCACCAACCACUGCCUCUCUUCCACGCGCAUCCUCGAGCACCCGUCGAAUCGACCAAGCGUAUUGAAUGGUCGAGUAAAAGUAAAGCCGAGAAAAAAAUAAUUAACACACAUACACAUCACGAGAAAUACGCCGACAGCGGCCUGAGAAGUCAGUCAUGAAUCUUAUGUUCCGCAAGAACUUCGGGGGCGAGAAGGGAUUCGGUGGUGGCGGACUGACAAGUGGAGGAGGACUGGGGGAAGUCCGGCCCGUCCUGGGCACCACUACUUACGGGACCAGCGGGGCCUCGUUCGGCCAGGUAGGGACGCGUUUCGGGGCGACGCGCGGUGGUAUCGGCCAGUCGGCGAUCAGCAGCGUGCGUGGACCCGUACGACGCAGCCGGGAGUUCGGAUACUUUCCGUCGAUGGGCGAUCACGAGCACCAGACACACGGUUACCGUACUCAUUUGUUCCUGUCGCCGCCCGCAGGUGGGGCGCUCGGCUCACCCUCCGAGGACUCGGGCGAGCGACUGGGCCCGCCGCCGCGUCGCAACUCGGGCCCCCAUGUGAUUAAAUGGGGCGGCGGCGGGCCCAUCAGCUCCAUGCAGGGCGGUCAGAUCGGCAAUCAGGUCAGGAGGAAGCAAAAUCAAAUCGGUCAGCAGAAGGAGCCCUCCGACCCACCAACCCCGACUGCAUCCAGGCAGGUAUCCUUCAGCGGAAAUCGUGCUUCCGGUACUUACACACCUCUCGUGGUUUCCGGAAAUAGCCCGCCACGAGGCGAACCAAUCUCCUUGGCCACUUUGGACCGCGACUGCUUUAUUAUACCUCUCGCGUCUCUCGAACGCUUUUUACCAGCUGGUGUACCGCACGCUCCUGUCGCUGAUAAGAAGAGACCGGGAAGUCCUCUGUCGGUUCUCGAGGUCGAGGACCCGAAGCAAUGUGUUCUCGCGCAUUUCAUGACGCCACUGGAGCCAUUGGACCCGCUAAUGGAGUCUCCAGUGUCUCGUCCGUUGGUCCUACAACGCGACACCGCCGCGGAACUAGUCGCCGAGAUAGCACCCUCCGCGUCGCAAAGCAUUUUACUUACGAAUAUGGAGAAGAACGCGGAUUUCCCGUUCAUCACGUAUUAUCUAAUAAACAAGCAGAGCACGGACCCCAUAGAUUUUUACAACGAAGUGCAAUGCGCGGCCCUACGUAAGUUCGAUCCCCGAGAUCUCAGAUACGCGGCCAGUCACACCCUAGAUCUGUUCAACGAGGUAGCGACCAUCGCGAGACCGCCGCUCGAACCACCCGGUGGAAGACCGCCUAUUCCGUCCACCGGCUACAUAGUGUCGAUUUUUAAAGUUUUCGAGGGCGACGACGGCCUCAAAUUCGAACAAAACUGGCUGUACUGGACAGGUGCGCGAAUGAUGUAUCGAUACCUGCCGAAAUCGGUGGGUCUCAGGCGUAUUACCUUGCACAAGUCGAUGUCGCAAGGCGAUAAGAUGUAUCUGUUGAUCUGCGAGUGCUCGCAGCUGCAAGACAAUCUAUCCGCCGCGGCAAUACUUCUGCCGGCACUUCGUGCACGCCUAUGCGGAUACAUCGGGCUCUACAGACCCUCCGUGUGCUUCUGAUUCCUCACCCGGCUGGUAGAGUCUGCGAGGAGCAUCUUUUCGAGUCGCAUUACUACGUAUAACUCUGCAGAAAAAUCCGAG
Molecule: messenger RNA, 3441 nt
Organism: Vollenhovia emeryi
Lineage: Eukaryota; Metazoa; Arthropoda; Insecta; Hymenoptera; Formicidae
Exons: 7
Coding region: 1927-3360 (477 amino acids)
Source: RefSeq, a predicted model, not a curated record